AUGUUCUACCUAGAGGACUAUUUGGAGAUGAUUGAGCAGCUUCCCAUGGACCUGCGGGACCGCUUCACGGAGAUGUGCGAGAUGGACCUGCAGGUCCAGAAUGCAAUGGAUCAGCUAGAACAGAGAGUCAGUGAAUUCUUUUUAAAUGCAAAGAAGAAUAAGCCUGAAUGGAAAGAACAAAUGACAUCCAUCAAAAAAGAUUACUAUAGAGCUUUGGAAGAUGCAGAUGAGAAGGUGCAGCUGACAAACCAGAUCUAUGACUUGACCUUUGAGGGCUAG
This is a messenger RNA of Elephantulus edwardii (Cape elephant shrew), 279 nucleotides long. RefSeq names its product inhibitor of growth protein 3-like. The transcript has 2 exons. Gene Ontology annotation, biological process: regulation of DNA-templated transcription. Gene Ontology annotation, cellular component: NuA4 histone acetyltransferase complex. Lineage: Eukaryota; Metazoa; Chordata; Mammalia; Macroscelidea; Macroscelididae. The record is from RefSeq and is a predicted model, not a curated record. The coding region runs from base 1 to 279 and encodes 92 amino acids.